CUGUGAAGGCAUCACCAUCACAAAUUGUGCAGUCUGCCAGGUUGCGGUCGUUUCUCGUCGGUACAAAUUAUUUGUCACCUCACCUCACCACACCGGACAUAAGGCCACGCCAAACUUUUACUGAAAGUCAGAAGCUUAUAGCAUCCAAAAUUCUCGAGAAAUGUUCACGGACUCGUGGGCCCACGAGGCAGACAUUCAGGAGGCCAACACUGCGCGCGUGCAGAUUGAGCCCACAAAAAGUAUGAGUCUUGCGAAUCGCCCACGGUUAAUGACCAGAGAUGUAAACGGAAAUUUCGAGAUGGGCAAACGUGACCGCCAUGGAAAGAUGGAAGGUGACAAAGUGGACCCAGCUGAAGUAUCCCUGCUCAAUAAAAUGAUCCGCCGCGCUCUAGUGAGGAGCAGAAAUGAAGUGGAGGUGUUACAGCGGGACCCCACAUCCCCGCUUUUCUCUGUCAAGACCUUCGAGGAGUUGCGCCUGAAACCGGAGCUGUUGAUGGGUGUCUAUGGCAUGGGCUUUAACAGGCCUUCUAUGAUUCAGGAGAAAGCUCUUCCAAUGAUGCUGGCACAGCCACCUCAGAAUUUAAUUGCCCAGUCACAGUCAGGCACAGGCAAAACUGCUGCCUUUUCUCUGGCCAUGCUCAGCCAUGUGAACUCUGCCAAUAAGUGGACUCAGGCUCUUUGUAUCGCGCCAACAUACGAACUUGCCCUGCAGAUUGGACAAGUGAUGGAGCAGAUGGGCAAACAUUGCCCUGAAGUCAAACUAGCAUACGCCAUUAGAGGCAACAAAAUGGAGCGAGGGAAGCAGUUGCAAGAGCAGAUUGUGGUUGGAACACCUGGCACCAUCCUGGAUUGGUGCACCAAGUUUAAGAUGAUUGAUCCCAAAAAGAUCACCAUGUUUGUGCUGGAUGAGGCUGACGUAAUGAUUUCCACUCAAGGCCAUCGUGACCAGAGCAUCCGCAUUCACAGGCAGCUGUCAAAAGACUGUCAGAUGCUCUUCCUCUCUGCGACCUUUGAGGAGGCGGUGUGGAAGUUUGCAGAGUUGAUUGUUCCCGAGGCCAACGUCAUCCGCCUGCGCCGAGAGGAGGAGACUCUGGACACCAUCAAGCAGUUUUACGUCUUCUGCAGGAGCAAGGAGGAUAAGUUCGCCUUUCUGUGCGACCUUUAUGGGAGUAUGACUGUGGCACAGGCCAUGAUCUUUUGCCAUACUCGAAAGAUUGCGACUUGGCUGGCUGUUAACCUGACCAAGAAAGGUCACAGCGUAGCAUUGCUGAGUGGUGAAUUAACUGUGAUGCAGCGAGCCAGUGUCAUUGAACGCUUUCGAGAUGGCAAGGAGAAAGUUCUUGUCACAACAAAUGUUUGUUCAAGGGGCAUUGAUGUGGUACAGGUUUCUCUGGUGGUCAACUUUGACCUCCCCGUGGACAUGGACGGCAAUGCCGAUCACGAGACGUACCUUCACCGGAUUGGCCGAACGGGACGUUUUGGGAAGCGAGGGUUCGCCAUCAACAUGGUGGACAGCGAGUACGGAAUGGAUGUCAUCCGACAAAUUGAGAUGCACUUCGAGAGGAAGAUCCCAAAAUUGGAUGCGGAAAAUGGCGACGAACUUGAGAAACAUCUCAAUUAAAUAUGUGAUAUAUGUAUACAAAACUGAAAAAAACACACAGGUUUAACGUGUAGUAUGCACUUUUGAGUUUUUCCUAGAAGCAAAAUUCUCUGCUGUUUAAAUAAGCAUGCCUAAGUUUGUUGUUCUUUGUUUGCAGUGUUUUCAUUUUUCUUGUUGUUGUUUGAACGUUUGCAUGGAUCUUGAAAAUAUUCUAGAAGGUUGAUAAAUGUUUUGAUAAUAUAUCCAAUAUACAGUUCCCAUUAAUAUGUAGUCUGGUUCUUUCUGCCUUAACUGUGUUUAAACGUAUUUUGUGAAUGAUGAGUAACAGUCUCAGGAAAAAGUUAAUGAACAUAACACGUCCUAGAUUCAUUCAUCCAGCAAAUUGGAUGGAAUAUGCAUUAGAUGUGUAAUAGCACUGGCAUUUAUUCGUCUGUUUACUGUUGGGCUGGCCUAGGAAAUCAUUCCUUGAUGAGCCCUUUAGCACUGCUGAAGUGCGUUGUUUUGUUGCACUUUUUCCUUCCACUCAAUUUUUUAUUAAAGUGCGUGAAUAGAAUUCUUGAGAGGG
Molecule: messenger RNA, 2165 nt
Organism: Corythoichthys intestinalis (scribbled pipefish)
Lineage: Eukaryota; Metazoa; Chordata; Actinopteri; Syngnathiformes; Syngnathidae
Gene: ddx19a
Product: DEAD-box helicase 19a
Exons: 11
Coding region: 161-1621 (486 amino acids)
Biological process (GO): poly(A)+ mRNA export from nucleus
Cellular component (GO): cytoplasmic stress granule; nucleus
Molecular function (GO): ATP binding; RNA binding; RNA helicase activity
Source: RefSeq, a predicted model, not a curated record